AUGGGCCUCAAACUCACUCACCUUUACGCUGCCCCUGAGGUUAACCCCGUUAACCGAAAGGCGCGGGCGAUACCUUUCUUUAACCCUGUUAAUGUUUACGGCCGGGUGUUCUUCUUCUCGUGGUUCGGUUUCAUGAUCGCGUUCUGGGCUUGGUAUACAUUCCCACCAUUGCUCACACAUACUAUCAAAUAUGACCUCAACCUCUCACCGGCUGAGGUAGCCAACAGCAACAUUGUCUCUCUUCUAGCCACCCUCCUCGUCAGGGUCAUCGCCGGCCCAUUAUGCGAUCAAUUCGGUCCCCGCAAAGUCUUUGGCGGCCUUCUCCUCGUCGGCGCCAUUCCCCUCGGCUUGGCCCCUCUAGUGCAAAACAUCAACGGGCUCUACAUCUCCCGCUUCUUCAUCGGCAUUCUCGGCGGCUCUUUUGUCCCCUGCCAAGUCUGGUCAACCGGCUUUUUCGACAAGAACAUCGUCGGCACGGCCAACGCCCUGACCGGCGGCUUCGGCAACGCGGGAGGCGGCAUCACCUACUUCAUCAUGCCCGCCGUCUACGACGCCUUUGUCGCCAGCGGCCGCUCCCCGGGCCAAUCCUGGCGGCUGACGUUCAUCAUCCCUCUUGUCAUGGUCAUCGCAACGGGGGCUGCCCUCCUUCUCCUCUGCCCCGACACCCCCACCGGCAAGUGGGCCGACCGUCACCUCCAAGCAAAGGAGAACCUUCACGCCCACGGCAUCGAUGAGACGAUCGUCGACAUUCCCGGCGCCAUCACCGACCGGUUGCCUUCCACCCCACCAGACAGCAACCACGAGAAGGUUGACCUGAAGAUUGAACGGAAGACUUCAGCCGCGUUUGACCACGAGGCGCAACUUUCAAAGACGGAGAUGAUCCAGACUGCCCAGGGGGAGAUUGUCCAAAAGCCGACACUGAAGGAGGCUCUCCAGGUCGCGCGCUCCCCGCAGACGAUUUUUCACAUCUUGACGUACUCGUGCUCUUUUGGGUCGGAGCUGGCGAUCAAUGCCAUCCUGGCGUCUUAUUACGUCAAGAAUUUUCCUUCGCUCGGGCAGACGGCUGCGUCGAACUAUGCUGCCAUUUUUGGGUUUCUCAAUUUUGUUACGCGCCCUCUUGGGGGUAUUGUGUCUGAUAUUUUGUACAAUUAUUUUGGACGCUCGCUGUGGUUGAAGAAGAUGUGGAUCGUGGUUUGUGGUGCUGUCACUGGGGUGCUGUUAAUCGUGAUUGGGGUUUUGGACCCGAGGGAUCAGGGGGUGAUGUUUGGAUUGGUCGCGGUGAUGGCGGUUUUUUUGGAGGCGGGGAAUGGUGCGAAUUUCAGCUUGGUGCCGCACGUGCAUCCAUUUGCGAAUGGGAUUUUGUCGGGGUUGACGGGGGCGGGUGGGAACUUGGGCGGGGUGGUGUUUGCGGUUGUAUUUAGGUUUAUGGAUGGGGGGAAGGGGUAUGCGAGGGGGUUUUGGGUGAUUGGGGUUGUUAAUCUUGGGAUCGCUUUGGGGGUGAGUUGGAUCAGGCCGCUGCCGAGGGGGCAGGUUGGGGGGCAUUAG
This is a messenger RNA of Podospora pseudopauciseta, 1545 nucleotides long. RefSeq lists its product as uncharacterized. Bases 1 to 1545 code for a protein of 514 amino acids. Gene Ontology annotation, molecular function: nitrate transmembrane transporter activity; nitrite transmembrane transporter activity. The transcript is spliced from 3 exons. Gene Ontology annotation, cellular component: membrane. The record is from RefSeq and is a predicted model, not a curated record. Gene Ontology annotation, biological process: nitrate transmembrane transport; nitrite transport. Lineage: Eukaryota; Fungi; Ascomycota; Sordariomycetes; Sordariales; Podosporaceae.